Molecule: messenger RNA, 1525 nt
Organism: Verruconis gallopava
Lineage: Eukaryota; Fungi; Ascomycota; Dothideomycetes; Venturiales; Sympoventuriaceae
Exons: 1
Coding region: 103-1311 (402 amino acids)
Molecular function (GO): protein binding
Source: RefSeq, a predicted model, not a curated record
CAUCCCUUUCGUUUGAUCAGCUUCGGUACAAGCUGUGUCCGACUGGACGGACACUUCAGACCACUUGUACUCUCGUGCUUCACCGAAAGGGCCAGAUACGAUAUGCUCCGCCGCGGCAUCAUCACGUUGUUCCUGUGGUACACAUCGCUACUGAGGCAACCACUCGUUCGUGCGGUCACAGUGAACUCGUUCCCGGCCAAGGCUGUGGUCGAAUAUGCCCUCCCAGCUGCUGCUCAGACUCACGAGAUCCUCGCUGUCAACGACAAUCUCCUGCUCGUCUCUCAGCAAACCGAUGGUAGCUUAGUGAAGAUAAGGCUUGACAGCAUCGGACGGCCCGUUGGUGCUCGAAAGUGGAUGGUGACAAAUCAAUGGUCUGGUCUUCAUGGGCUGGCGCUGCACUCGGGGUCUGGGGGUGACCCAUCCAUUUGGGCCACGGCCCAGUUCGACAACGUUAUUCUCCAGAUCGACCCGCAAGGAAACGACAUCAACUCAAGACCACAAGUCGUCAAGACCAUUCCCAUACCCCCACCUGCAUUCGGUCCUCAUGGCGUGCUGGAAAACGACGGAAACCUGUGGGUAGCGUGCAAGGACAGCUCGCACGUGGUGCGAAUCAGCAUCGACAACCCGGACGACCAUCAGGUCUGGGCCGUGAGCGGCCGCCCCAUCUUCACCGCCGUGCAUCCUCAAAGCGGCGACGUCUUCGCGAGCCUCGAUCUCAGCAGCAGGAUCUGGCACUACAAAAACGACGGGGGAAACGGCGAGGAGAUCGCGAUCCCGGCGGAGAAGGGCGCCACGCCCGUCGGCUUGGUCGUCGGACCGGACAAGAACGCCUGGGUCGUUCUCCUGGGCAACAAGACCGCGGGGACGGGCACAUUCGGACGCAUCAACAGCGACGUGUCGAUCGACUGGUUCGCCAUGACGUCGGCGACGGGCAGCACCGCGCCCCUCAUCCACCUCGCGUUCGACGGCGAUCCGACGCGGUUCUGGCUCCUGGGCUCCUCGACGACGUGCAGCUCCUGCGUCAACGCGGUCUUCACUGUGAGCGUCCACAGCGGCUCCGAGGGCGGAACCGCAAAGCCCGGCGUCGCCGUCCAGAACACGAUCGUGCUGCCCACCCAGAUGAGCUGGACCCACCGUAUGAUCUCGCAUCGCGGAAACCUCUACAUAACCGAACUGACGACCUCGACGCUCGCGUUCGUCGCCGGAGCUGCCGUCAACGGGCUGAACACCAGCGAGACCUGGGACCAGUAUUCGAAUUACGGUCUGGGCUUCAAGGCCGAUGUCAUUGGUUAUAACAACUCCGUCUUCUGAAUAACGGUCGAGUCGACCGACGUAAGCAAAUAUGCGGAAGGCAACGUCCCCGAGGAUAGACAGGACGUACAUAGUUUAUUGUCGCCGAUUCAAAAGAAUCGCUAAAAGGGACAAAGUUCUAGAUGCGACUAGCUUGCCAACACAACUCUAGAGCAGGUUUGGGAAGAAUGUCUAUUAGGUUUACUCUAGGUGAACAAAUUCGCAUUGAUCUGCC